Messenger RNA from Halteromyces radiatus, 2524 nucleotides. RefSeq lists its product as uncharacterized. The record is from RefSeq and is a predicted model, not a curated record. Gene Ontology annotation, biological process: mismatch repair. The transcript is spliced from 17 exons. NCBI's taxonomy places the organism in Eukaryota, Fungi, Mucoromycota, Mucoromycetes, Mucorales, Cunninghamellaceae. Bases 203 to 2401 code for a protein of 732 amino acids. Gene Ontology annotation, molecular function: ATP-dependent DNA damage sensor activity; ATP binding; ATP hydrolysis activity. Gene Ontology annotation, cellular component: mismatch repair complex.
UUUUUUUUUAUCUUUUAUACUAACAGCAGUCUAAUUUGAUCAUUAUUUAAACCGUCACCAUGAAUUUUGAAAUAAGCAAAAUAGGAUUUCAUCUUUCUUUGGAUUUUAAGGUCAGAACGGGAAAAAUGAGCCUUUCCUCUUUUUCUAUUUUCUUCUCACUCGUUGUCUUCCUAUCUUUCUCGCUCUCUUUGUUAUUCCGCUAAUGUCAAUGAUCCAGUUAUUGGAUAAUCAAGUCGUGAAACAACUCAAAGGAUCUUUAGUCAUUACGUCUAUGGAACAAUGUUUAGAAGAAUUGAUCAAGAAUGCAUUAGACGCCGCUGCUUCAACUAUUGAUAUCCAAGUUGAUAUUGAACAUUCUAUGUUACAAGUCACUGAUAAUGGUACUGGGAUUCUUCCAACAGAUCUUGUUCAACUGGCGCAACGACAUGUCACAUCAAAAUGUCAUAGUCUAAUAGAAUUACAUGGUACCAGAACAUUUGGAUUUCGUGGUGAAGUACUGGCUGCUUUAUCGACUAUGUCUAUAUUACAAAUUAUAUCAAGACAUAGAACAAGCUCUGAUAGUUUUAUGGCUACUUGGAAGGAUGGUCAAUUGAUUCAACAUUCUAUAUGCAAGGACAAUCAUGCAUAUGGUACUACAGUCUUGAUUCCAUCAUUAUUUUAUAAGUACCCAGUUCGGCAAAAGCACCAGAGAACCAAUUUAGAAUCACUGAAACACACACUGACACUUUUUGCCCUCAUAUUCCCUCAAGUGAAAUUUACUUUGAUUGACAGAGUACAGAACUCAAAAUGCAUGGUAACCAAAAAGAUCUCUUCAAGUCUGGGCAUUUUUCAAUUACUUUUUGGACAACGGUUUACUCAAGAAAUCAAGGCAUAUAGUAUUCACGAGGACCAACUUCAAUUACAUGGUUAUUUUGGUGGUGAUGGGGUACCUACAAAGGUUCACCAAUACAUAUAUGUAAACAAGCACUAUAUAUCACCUGCUGACAAUGAUCUCUACAAAACUGUCAAUACUAUUAUUCAAAGUUAUUCUUCGGAACGAUUGGCUGAAGAUAAUAUUAAAAGAGGAAGAGAUUACCCAAUAUUCUUGAUCAAGAUUGAUUGUACAUGUAUUGCAAGUUAUGAUAUUACUUUUCUCUCUGAACAUGUGAUCUACCCUCGAUUGAUGACUUUAUUAAAACGAUUGACGAUGAAGUAUAUACAAUCAACCGGCAAACAAUUAUCCCAAGACAAAAGGAAGAAACAAGAACCAUUAUCAAAAAAGAAACAAAAAACAGCAAGUCUCUAUUUGGAACAUUCAUAUUCUACAAUACCGUUACCUCGGAGUCAAGAUACCCCUCAAUUCGGAAGAACUCUGUUGAAUAAUUAUCCGUCUCUUCCUUCGACCAUCAACAAUAUCGAUACAUCCAGAUUACGCCGAUAUCCUGUCUCCACUCUUGAUCACAGUAUGGUCAGCACAGAAUUACCAUCAUUAUCUUUACCUUUGUUAUCAUCAACAUCAUCAACAUCAUCUGCAUCAUCUAUAUCAUCUGCAUCAUCAACAGCAUUAAUAUCAUCUACAUCAUCUACUUCAUCAUUAUCAUCAUCAUCGACAUUUACAUCACCUUAUUCAAUCAACAACAGCUCAUAUGGGUUUCAGACACCUCAAAAAUUACAACGUGAAGAUCUGCAAUCAGCCAAAGUACUUGCUCAAGUGGAUACGAAAUGGAUAGUAUGCCUAUUAGAUAGAAUACUGUUAUUGGUGGAUCAACAUGCUGCAGAUGAACGUAUCAAGUUGGAAUCUAUGUUGAAUAGUUCAUUGGAUAUCAAAUAUCUGGAACCUUGCUUAGACAUCAUCAUGACACAACAUGAGUCUGAUUUGGCCGUUAAAUAUGCAUCCGAUUUACAACGCUGGGGAAUAUAUAUCGAAAGAAAAGACAUUCAGAAAAAACAACAACAUCAUCAUACCGGCCGUAUUGGAUCACCUCAUUUCGCUCAUCAUCACCAGAAACGGUCUUCUUCACAUUUUACAUCCAACUCUCAGAAGGACAAUAUGGAUAGAUAUACUCAGCAAGUUUUUGUUACUCGACUUCCUCAAAUGAUUGUAGAACGAUGUAUUCUUGACCCUCAACUACUGACUGAUCUUAUACGUGAAUAUCUUCAUGAUCUGGAAAGCUCAGUAGUCUCUCGUUUGGCUUGUCCUCCUGGUAUGAUGGAAAUCCUGAAAUCAAAAGCUUGUCGUGGUGCUAUUAUGUUCAACGAUCCAUUAUCUAUAGAUCAAUGUACUAAGUUAAUUAGAUCAUUAGCAAAAUGUCGUUUUCCUUUUCAGUGUGCUCAUGGCAGACCGUCUGUAGUUCCUUUGAUGAAUCUUGGUGAUAAUCAACGACAAUCAAGACCAAUCCGAUGGGAAACCUUUGUAAAAUAGAAUAUUAAUACAAUUGGCAAUUCGUGCUUUGUAGUGUAAAUUAUAUAUAUAUAUAUGAAAAUUCAUGCUUCCAAUAAAUUGAAACUACGGCAGGUGACUGUUGUCAUCGGCUGAAAAAAAAAA